ACAGCGACAGGGUUAGCCACAGUCAGUAUUAGAAACUACAGUACAAAAAUAUCGUUAACCCACCAUGGAAAAAGGUGCUUCCAAUAAACUGAUGACGCUGAUGAGCUACGCAAGACUUGCUGGUAAAGUAGACUCAUCCAAAGAGGAAACAGAAUCCACCGAGCCAAGUACUGCUAGUGGUCCCAAGCCACCUAACAGAACGGAGGCCCCCAUAGACCAGUCUCGGCACUUGAAGAUAUUUACUGUGGGAUUUAUUCUGUGUCAAGUAGUGGGAGUUUUGUGUGUGGCACUGGUUGGGGCUUGGACUGGUCAUUAUUUUGGUGGGUUUGCUUGGCAAAGUGACCCACGUUUGCAGUUUAACUACCACCCGCUGUUCAUUGUCAUAGGACUAGUCUUCCUAUAUGGAAAUGCUAUUCUUGUGUACCGAGUGCUGCGAAAUGAAAGAAAGGAAAUACUGAAACUGGUCCAUGCAGGAAUACACACGGUGGUAUUUAUCUUUACAGUUGUGUCACUGAAAGCAGUAUUUGACUCUCACAACUUGGCAGUAAAGCCUAUACCCAACAUGUUUUCUCUCCACAGUUGGUUAGGCUUAGCAGCUGUUGUUCUGUUUAGUUUACAGUUUGUAUGUGGAUUUGUGUCAUAUUUGUUUCCUGGAUUGGCUCUUUAUUGGAGAGCAUUGUACCUUCCAUUUCAUGUGUAUUUUGGAGUUUUGAUCUAUAUAUUGGGACUAGCAUCUACUUUGACAGGGAUUACAGAGAAACUAAUCUUUAACAAGAACUACAAGGACUUGCCAGAAGCUGCAGUUUUAGGAAACAUACUAGGAAUGGCUCUAGUUUGUCAUGGAAUCUUGGUUGUCUACCUUGUAACUGCUCCACAGUUCAUACGGCAACCUUUAACAGAAGAAGUAAAUCUAACACCUGAUUCUUCUGUCAAUUAAAUCAGUUUUGUAACUUUUGUAAUCUGAUUAAGUUGCAUCACAUUAUCCUGUCCUUUAAGUCAGACUCUAAUUCUUUCAUAUCUUGGCUCUGAUGUCAAUUGUUUCAUCAUUGUAGCUUACAUUUCCUUAUUUUAUAUGUUGCUUCAGCAUUCUAGCUUACACAUAAUUUCCAUGACUGAUAGCUCCACUUUUGACUUGAGAUGUUUUCUAAUGUCUUGAAUUUCAGUUAUCGAAGUGAAUCUUUUAUUCUGUAGUUGAUUUUUCAGUUUUUCUCUUUGACAUCACCUUUAGCUAAUAUUGCUGUUUUUAAACUGAAAACCCUUAAUUUAUUACUUGCUGUUUAUGCUGUUAUGGCCUCCAAGAACUUUUUAUCAAGUAUUGCUUUUUUUAGUACAGUGAUCAGUCAGUGUUUGUUUUUUUAUGCAUGCCAGUCUAUCAUAUCAUUAAAAAUUGCAUUUAUACUUGUCAAACAGAGAGAAAGAGAAUGUUUUACUUUAUAACAUAUCUGCAGAUGUGUUUGAAAAUUAUCUUCAACUUUUGAUAUGAGUUAUUGAGAUGAAUGGCAGUAGUUUUAUGUUUCUCUUCAUGGCAUUGUGUUGUGAUUUAUGGCCAUUUUUAUGUCUUUCAUUGAUGUUCAAGCUGAAAAAGAAAUAGAUAAAUUAUUACUAAUUAUAUAAACAGGAUAAACAGAGUUU
Limulus polyphemus (Atlantic horseshoe crab) is the source of this 1632-nucleotide messenger RNA. Its product is annotated as cytochrome b reductase 1-like. The coding region runs from base 65 to 937 and encodes 290 amino acids. The record is from RefSeq and is a predicted model, not a curated record. Gene Ontology annotation, molecular function: oxidoreductase activity. The transcript has 5 exons. Lineage: Eukaryota; Metazoa; Arthropoda; Merostomata; Xiphosura; Limulidae.